This is a messenger RNA of Pyricularia oryzae 70-15, 5475 nucleotides long. RefSeq lists its product as uncharacterized. NCBI's taxonomy places the organism in Eukaryota, Fungi, Ascomycota, Sordariomycetes, Magnaporthales, Pyriculariaceae. The record is from RefSeq and is a predicted model, not a curated record. Gene Ontology annotation, molecular function: protein binding. The coding region runs from base 258 to 5273 and encodes 1671 amino acids. The transcript has a single exon.
GUGCUGCAACCUUCACGACCAACUUUACAUGGGCAGUCAUCGAUCCAUCCACUCAUUCAGGCGCUGCCAACACAACAUUUGACAUCUUUCCACACCAAAUUUGCUGUCAUCUCUUAAACUGCCAGAUCCCCGAUGUUAUUAAUACAUUAAAAACUCGAUCGCAUACUACGCUGCCGGACGAAAUCGGUCCGCGGCGUCUUGGCGAAUAAUGCCCUUUCGCCAGCUCUAUCCCGCGCAUUCUCCUGCGUGCGGCAAAGAUGCCCUCGGCAUAUGACCAGAAGAAGUCCGACUCGGCCAAGAAGGGCAACACUGUCAAGACUGCCUUUGACAGUGAGAGUUUUGAUGCCGACUGGACUAUCCACGUCCCGGGCCUUGUGGGCUCGGCGACAAUAUCUCCUUCGGGUCGCGAUGUCGCCCUUGCAUCCCCUGAGGGCCUUGCCAUCAUCGACCUCGAUUCGCCCUAUAGCCCUCCGCGCCGCCUGAGCAGUCGUGGUCUGCCAUGGCUCGUGGUCGAUGUUCAAUGGUCGCCCUUCGCAGCCCGCGACUACUGGGUUGCAUCCACCGCCAACCACCGUUGUCUGGUCUGGAACCUCAAUUUUCGCGACGACUCGGCUUCUGGCCCCAUCGAACACUCCCUGCAGGGCCACAGCCGUGCCAUCACUGACAUCAACUUUUCGGCUCACCACCCGGAUUUGCUUGUGACGUGCUCCGUCGACGGCUAUGUCCAUAACUGGGACCUUCGUCGCCCUCAGCAGCCAGCGGAGAGCUUUUGUGACUGGACCGCUGGUGCCACGCAGGUCAAGUUCAGUCGUCAGGAUCCGCAUAUGCUUGCGUCGUCUCACGACCGCCUCCUGCACAUUUGGGACGAAAGACGGCCAGUCGAGCCCGUAAAGACCAUCAUGGCGCACUCGUCCAAGAUCUAUGGGAUCGAUUGGAAUCGCACCAGAGCGUCUGCUCUUGUGACAUGUUCAUUGGACAAGAGCAUCAAGUUUUGGGACUACAAAAACGAGGGCGACGCCCCAGAACGCGUUAUCCGUACCGACUUCCCCGUUUGGCGUGCCAGGCAUACGCCAUUCGGCUGGGGAGUGCUUGCCAUGCCCCAAAAUGAGCCUGGUAAUCUCCAUCUUUUUGACGGUCGAUCCCGUGAAGGCGACCCUCAAGACAGCAGAGAAGAUCCUGUUUUUGUGUUCAAGGGCCAUGGAGACCACAAGGCCAAGGAGUUUCUCUGGAGGAGCCGGGGAGGGGUAGAUGAUAAUGGCAUUGACAGUCGAGACUUCCAGCUUGUCUCCUGGGGUGCGGACAAAGAGCUGCGAUUGGAGCGCAUGGAGGCAGACGUUUUAGAAAAGGUCGGCUACGUCAAAGGUCAGCCUGCCCCCAAGGAUCUGGUCCUUACCCGCAAGGGUGCCACCUACAAGACCUUUCGUACCGUGGAUGACGGCGUGCAUCGUGACAGGUGGAAUGGCACCAUGACGGACCCCCGCGCAGGUCAUACCUCCAACCCCCUCCGGCGCAAUGGCAUUGCCACCGGUAGCCAAAACGCAUACCACAAGCCCGCAUCUGCAUGGCGGGCGCCAUCUAUGAAAGCCAAAACUAUGGGCAAGGAGUCCAAUAGGAGUCUGGCCCAGAUAGGAUGGAUGCGAGGCGUGACGAUGAGCAAGCGUAAGACGCAGACUGGAACUUCGAGCAGUAACCGGGACGCUCUAUCGCCCACCGAUCAAGACUCCAUUUUUGGCUCAGUAUAUCACGAUAAUGAAUGGGGCGAACCUGAUACUCUGCAGGACGAGUUCGUUCGCCUCACCAGUCAACUACCCAACGUGAAAUGGAACCACAUCGACAUGGACAAUCUCAUAAUAAAUGCUAGCCUUAAAGGACCAUGGGGCGUCAGUGGCGACCCGAUACAUAUCAAGGUCAAAGUUGACAUACCAAAAAAGUAUCCAAAGUCCAAAGCCCCGAGGUUCUUUAUCGACAAGAGUUCAUUCAUGACGGAAGAAACACGUACCAAGAUCCAGAAUGAACUUUCUCUGCUGGUUGCCCAGUUUGCGCAGCACAAGAAGAAUUCUUUAGGGCCCGCAUUCGCUUACCUCCUCGGCGAAGUUGAUCUUGCCGGAAGCACCAGCUUUUUGAGAGAUCUGGGAGACAUGGACGACAUGGACGACGAAGACGAAGACAUGGAGACCACUGGGAGGAAUGCCGCAGCCGAUGAGGAGAGCUCUAGCGAUAGUGAGUCGGACAUACCCCCAGGGGGCUCUGCGGCCAUGUCGCAGGAGCUUCCUGAACCGACUACUGGGUCUGAUGCACCGGCAGCACUCUCUGGAGGAUUCAGACAGACAGUCAUACCCGUGAAGCGGACCUGUGGGGCCCGCUUUUCUAAUGAUGGGAAGCUAGCAUGCUUCUUCCCGACCAAGGAGGAGAAGGCCAGGGCUUUGUUCCUCGUCAGUACUGACUCUGUGAGGGAACGAUCCAAGGGCGAGCCCAGGUUUGCAGGUUUUGGUCGACUUUUGCAAAACUCGCAGUCCCCCACCGGCCGUCGCAAUCCCGAUGAUUCCGCAAGUGACGAUGGAUCAGGCGGGUCAGAUGCGGACGACUCGUCGUCAUCUUCUUCCUCUGACUCCGAGUUGGCAUCCAUGAACCGCAUCAGCUUCUGGUACAGGCAAGGCCGUAGCAAAUUCCGAAAGUCGUGGAGCGCCAAUGAAUCCGUACGGUCUAGCGGUGGUGGAACCGGUACUGGCACCGGUACACAAGCCGGGACGAUUAGGGGAAGUAGGCGCACCGCUACGGUCAAGGCCAAGAACAUUGUGUCUAUACAUGAUAUGCGCGACCUUAUCCCUUCCAAGCAAGCAUAUGCCAAGGAAUAUGCUAUCUUUGGUGAUGGAGAGGAAGUUUGUGAACACAACGCACAGGUGGCGGAGCGGCAUGGAGAUAAAGACUUGAUGUACAUUUGGCGUUACGCUGGUCUCCUCCUGCGCUCCGAUAUACCCCUUCGGUUGGCAGAUGAUCAGCAGUUCCCAAGGAAGAAUGCAAAUUCUUUCCUCGUGAUUGCUCGUGACGCCGUCUCUCGAUUUGGCGGCACGUCGCCGCCACAUGAAGCAGAUAUGUUUCUUGGCAAGGUCAAAUGGGGCCAACAUCCCUUGGUACAUGACUUUAUCAGCGAUGUGUUUGCCUACUUCGAGCAACUGGCAGACAUCCAAAUGCUGGCUAUGCUCUCGUGCGUAUUCGGUGAUUCCUGGGCCAAGGACAGCCUGGCAUACGCAGAGUCGCAUCUGACACAACCACAAACGCCAUUACCAAUGAAGGCCCCUUCAUUCUCCCUCGAGUACUUUCCCACCAAUCCUGAGCUGUGGCAUCAACAACAGCUGCAGUCCAAUUGGCAGCACCAACAUCACCACUUCCGCAGCCAGGCGAGCUCGGCCAUUACCACUCCACGCACGUCGCAAACGCCUAACCUCUACUCUUACUCGAAUUCGCUAGGGUCCGAGCCUGGGGUCUGGCUUGGAGAUCCUGGAUCCUAUUCGUGCGGAGAGACACCACCGGCUACGACCGUGGGCAUCAGGGCUCCCCGCAACCACCAUCAUUCCGCUGGAGAAGUGGACUAUACGCAAAGCCUAUCUACAUCUCCCAACACGCGUAUCGCAGGUUUUCGCAGGUCCAACUCGGCCAUCGCAGCAGCCCCAGGCCUGGCCGCAAGCUUGCCCCGCACAUUGCAUAAUAUAGUUUCAUCAUCGCCACCUGAUGGCCCUACACGCAAAAGAGUCAGUCCUGCAGAGAUUUUGGGCAAUCUUGCACCAGCCGUCACGUGGGGUGCGUCGACGGUUUUCGGCGCCGGUGCAGCGGCCCGUCACGCUGAUGCGGCAGCUGGGACAGCGGCAGUUGCUGCUGAGCUGAGGGCGGCCGCGGCAGCGGCGAGUGUCGCUGGAACGCGGACACCAUCAACUGACGGCAUCGAUGCGCCGUAUACUCAUCUCGAAUCGAUGGUGGCAGUCAGCGUGAGCGUCAAACUCUUCAACGAGAGCAGUUUCGACGACGAUGGCUGGAUGACAACUCCAUUCUUGGAGCCGAAGCUAGGGGCGCUGUACGCUAGCUACCGGCAUGCGUAUGCCGAGAUGUUGCAAGUCUGGGGCCAGCCUCUGGCAAGGCUCGAAAUCAUGAAGUUCAACAUACUCAAGGGUGGCGAUCGAAAUCCGGACUCCAAGUCAAUGUUUGGACAGCACAACGAUGACGACGAGGACGGCGGGCAUAAGGAUCCUCAAAACUCGCCUCAUGUGAGGGACACGGGCGCAACAGUCAAGGACGAAUACGGUGAAGAGGUCGUGACCGGUACACCAUCGCCGACUCUGACUGUUAGCAAACGCAGGCAUCUAAAGACACUUAUGGGAUCGGGUCGCGGUUUAGACGUCACAGGGAUCUGCAGAAUCCACGAAACAAAUCUGGAGCCUCUGCAGACCAGCGGGCGGCCCCUACCCAGCCACUACGGCUCAGAACUUGUCUCUAUUGACGGGUCUACGGCCGAGAUGACGAUAGGCGGCGCCGUGGGCACAUGCGAGCGCUGUCAACAUAGUCUGCAGUCGCAGCUGCGGUGCGUGUAUUGCGCUGAGCCUGUCGCUGCCCUCUACCCGGCAUGUCUGGGAUGCGGGUGCCCGAGUCACGAGAAGUGCCUGGCUGAGUGGCAUGCAGCGGGAGAGCGACUGUGUCCUGCCGGCGACGAAUGCGACUGCGGGUCUGAGGCAGAUAACGGCAAGAUCGAGAGUUGGGCUGCCAUUCAGGCGGCGCUGCUAUCGGCUCGAAAAGCCGAGAAAGAGAGGCAGGCGGCGGCGACGGCAGCGAGGGGCCGCAAGACAGUCCGUGUCGCAGGUGGGCCCCCGGCGAUGCUGAACUUACCUCGGGAGGCCGGCAUUGCGGGGUUCAUCACGCCGCCCAUGGCGUCGCCCAACGCCGCGCGGCCCAGAAGAAAGAGUAUGCCGGGCGGGAUUGGACUUCACGAGCAAGAGCAGCAUACACAAAAGCAGCACCAUGCAGGCGAUCCUGUGCGGCGGCUUCGCGAAGAGGAGGGUGAAGAUGGGGAGGAGGGCAUGGAUAGGGAAGGCUGGGAGAGCGUAACUCUGCCUCCUGGCGGAAGUGGGUCGGGGUCGGGAGGCACGACUACGCCUGCAGGUUCAAGAUUGCCGUCUGCCGCGGCACAUCUGAAUCGACUGCGGAAGCAAGUGGGAGAGAUGACUGGACGACCGUCGAUCCUGAGGCAGAGGAGCGGCGGGGUGCUGCAGAAGAAGAUGCCCUAAAAGUGACACAGUGGCGGGAUAUUAAAAAUUCUUCUAGGUUGAACGAGCGUAGCAUUGUGGUUUAUGGUGUUUUUUUGUUUAGGUGUAUGUAUAUCGGAUGUAAUUUAUUGUUGAGAGUACCUAAGCACCCAUCUAGGUAUUUAAGAACCCCAUAUAAUCGUUAUGUAACCCCGAUACCAAAGAUCAAUGCAGUGUUCGGCAG